This is a messenger RNA of Porites evermanni, 360 nucleotides long. The record is from the annotation of a GenBank genome assembly. Lineage: Eukaryota; Metazoa; Cnidaria; Anthozoa; Scleractinia; Poritidae.
CUAUUGUUAUCUGGUGUUGUGUCGGAGAGCCGCUUUGUCAUCCGUGAUAACCUGGAAUGUUGUGCAUCUCGUAUCAAGAUCAAGCGAAGCAAAUGCCGGUGUGCAUAUUACUCCAAUUCGACCGCGACAUUCCAAUGCCUACUCCAAGGCGACCUGGUAUUUAAACUAAAUCCCGGUCCCACGGGCGAUCAAUCAACCAUUCACGUUCAUUGUUCCGUUACACGUCGUCGCGUCCUAUUGUCCACCAGAACAAGCAACCACUCGAAUCUUAAUACAGUUAAGAGAGCGCCAACAACAAAGCAUUUCAACACGCCAAUUCUUGAACAACAGGACAACAGGGCAUUCCAGUUGGCAGUUUGA